CUCGAGUGUGUGUGUUGCUGGAUUUGGUUUUUGAACACCAGGGGUGAGCGGGAGUGUAUGACUUUAACUGGACUGGAUUGACUUGGCGCAGCAGUCAGUGUUGGUGUCCUGAUGGCGACAGACAUUGUUGGGCAGUUGGCCGACUCCCUGGCCAAGACAGGUGUAGAGGAAGGAGAGCUGAGCUACAAAGGCCAGGGAAGAAAGCUGGAUGAUGCCCAAUCAGUGGAAACGAUGGUGAAGGAGAUCCAGGACUUUGAGGGUUUACAGGCCCUGAGGUUGGAAGGAAACACUAUAGGAGUGGAGGCAGCACAGGCCAUCGCAAAGGCCCUCAAGACUAAGAGCGAGUUCAAGUGCUGUUAUUGGAGUGACAUGUUCACCGGUCGUUUGCGCUCUGAGAUUCCACCCGCCUUGAAUUCACUUGGUGAUGCUCUGAUGCUGGCAGGUGCCAAGCUGACUGUUUUAGAUCUCAGUGACAAUGCCUUUGGGCCAGAUGGGGUGAAGGGCAUCGAGAAACUGCUCAAAAGCAGUGCCUGCUACACACUGCAGGAGCUGCGGCUCAACAAUUGUGGCAUGGGCAUAGGAGGGGGCAAGAUCUUGGCUGCUUCGUUAAGCCAUUGUCAUAAGAAAUCCACUGCAGAGGGCGCCCCCCUCAGCCUCAAGGUGUUUGUUGCAGGGAGGAACCGACUGGAGAAUGAUGGAGCCACCGCCCUUGCUCAAGCGUUCCAGCUGAUGGGCAGUCUAGAGGAGGUGCACAUGCCCCAAAAUGGUAUCAAUCAUGCCGGUGUGACUGCACUGGCCUCAGCCAUGCAGCACAACACCAAGCUCCGUAUCCUUAACCUCAAUGACAACACCUUCACUGAGAAAGGAGCUAUUGCCAUGGCUCGGGCCCUGAAACACCUCCGCAGCAUUCAGGUAAUAAACUUUGGUGACUGCCUGGUGAGGCCAGCAGGAGCCACAGCAAUGGCAGAGACUGUAUCAGAGGGACUCCCGAUCCUCAAGGAACUCAAUCUGUCAUUUGGCGAGAUCACAGAAGAGGCAGCUUUGGCUGUGGCACACGCAGUAAAGGACAAGGACCAGUUGCAGAAGCUGGAUCUAAAUGGUAACUACCUUGGAGACAAUGGCUGCAAAGCUCUGAAAGACAUCAUGGAAGGCAUGAACAUGGGUGAUCUUUUAGGAUCCCUCAGUGACGACGAAGGUGAGCCAGAGGAGGAUGAGGAUGACGACGAUGAUGAGGACGAAGAUGAUGAAGAUGAAGAGAAGGAUGACGAGGAAGUGGAUGAGGAGGAAAUAGAGGAGGAAGAGGAAGAAGAGGAUGAAGAGGAAAGCAGUGGAAACAAGUUUUCCACACCUGUGUGCGCACCUCGGCCACCUGACGUGUCGUCCUUCCUCAGCUUCCCAUCUCCAGACAAACUUCUCAAACUGGGAGCCAAGAGAGCCAUUCUGAUCGAGCAGGAGGUGGAUCUAACCGAUCCUACAAAAGCAGCUGAAACCUUCCUCAAGAUUGCGUCCGUAUACAAGGAGGAGAAUAUUGACGUUAAGAAUGCAGUGCUGGACAGUAUCGAUGCUCUUCUGAAGAAAGCCUUUUCCUGCCCAACCUUCCAAGGCAUCGGCUUUGUAUCAGCUUUGUUAGUGCUGCUUGGACUUAUCAAGAGUGAGAACAAAGUGAAGCCUGUGCUCGUGGUUCCCGGCCACCUCCAUGUCCUGGAGCACGUCGUUCAGCAGGAAUACUUUCCCAAAGAGAGUGUAGCUGUGCUCGAGGCCUUCAUGUCCCGGUAAGGACGUGACAGAAUGAGCCAAUCAGCAGGCAGCAUGCAGUAACAACAAGACUCUGCAGUCGUGUGGUAAUGCAAAAAACAGCCUCCUGUCAACACUGCAGAGUGUCAAGUCUAAAUGCUGAGGACUGGAUGUUCACAUACACUGAACUUAAAGUGAAGAAGUUAAACAGAGCAGUUUUUGAGAAGGAGACUCUCCUCUGAGGCUUUUCCCCACUCGAGUCACCUCUGUCCCUCUGCUACGACCAUCUCUGCUUCCUGGACUGGACUUAAAUACUUAAUGUUUUGAAGUAGAUUAUACUCUUGUGGUGGUGAAGUACAUCAGGUACACUCGUAUACAACCACAGCACAGCACUGAUACCUUAGUCUUCAUGCUCUUAAUGUUCUGGUUAAAAAGACGACAAGGCCUCACUUCCCACAUAACCUGUGUGUUGCGCACUGCUUUUGUGACACAUGACUGGAGCACAGAGACUUUCUGACCAGGAUAGACGCCGGACUCAGCUGCUGUACAUUUUCUAUUUCAUUUUGACACAUUUACUAUUCUGUCUUUUAUAUUAAAUGGUUUUGAAAUUUAGUUAACAAUUUUAUUAAUUGUGAGUGGGGGGUUUCCACAUAAGACUGUAUAUUUCAACAAAAACAAGGGAUUAAAAUCAAACAUUAGGCACAAAGUGCAGA
This is a messenger RNA of Solea senegalensis (Senegalese sole), 2447 nucleotides long. RefSeq names its product RAN GTPase activating protein 1a (gene rangap1a). Gene Ontology annotation, biological process: nucleocytoplasmic transport; signal transduction; activation of GTPase activity. Gene Ontology annotation, molecular function: GTPase activator activity; small GTPase binding. NCBI's taxonomy places the organism in Eukaryota, Metazoa, Chordata, Actinopteri, Pleuronectiformes, Soleidae. The record is from RefSeq and is a predicted model, not a curated record. The coding region runs from base 112 to 1776 and encodes 554 amino acids. The transcript is spliced from 16 exons. Gene Ontology annotation, cellular component: perinuclear region of cytoplasm; nucleus; cytosol.